AUGGUGGAGCUGCUGCGACGUCUGGUUAUAGUUAGCGAGGAAAUGGGACUAAAGAUCAACCAGUCCAAAACAAACAUCAUGAUCGUGGAUAAAUACGGCACCCUUAACGAGAAUAAUAUUCUUGGCCAAUACGACAUCGUCAAGACUUUCGUGUACCUCGGCUCGAUUAUUUCCAAUAGAGGUGGAUCGGAAACCGAAAUAAGGCGACGCAUCGGAAUGGCCAAAUCCGCUAUGAGCCAGCUAAACAAAAUAUGGAGAGAUCGAAAAAUACUCAAGAAGACGAAAGUGCAAAUUGUUGAGACGCUCGUUUUCUUAACCUUUUUGUAUGGGGCGAGACCUGGAUCUUGA
This is a messenger RNA of Bombyx mori (domestic silkworm), 348 nucleotides long. RefSeq lists its product as uncharacterized. The record is from RefSeq and is a predicted model, not a curated record. Bases 1 to 348 code for a protein of 115 amino acids. The transcript has a single exon. Lineage: Eukaryota; Metazoa; Arthropoda; Insecta; Lepidoptera; Bombycidae.